Molecule: messenger RNA, 888 nt
Organism: Haplochromis burtoni (Burton's mouthbrooder)
Lineage: Eukaryota; Metazoa; Chordata; Actinopteri; Cichliformes; Cichlidae
Exons: 6
Coding region: 1-888 (295 amino acids)
Source: RefSeq, a predicted model, not a curated record
AUGACUCGACGGGUUUCCAGCAACGCUCCGUUUGAACUUUGGUUGAAUAGUGGUAACUGGAUAUCAAACAUCAAUAACAUCAUAUCAUGGAGAGCCGUGACUCGGGUGGAACUGAGGAACCGGUCUGACAUCAGCAAAGCCAACACAUCACCUCAGACCACCAUCCUACCAGCUGUGAGAGUUCCUUCAAACUGUCAGAGAGAUUUCAGCCUGUUGAUGUUUGACCCUGAUGGAGACGAAGUUAAAUGCAGAUAUGGAAACUCUGCACUCUCAGAGUGUAACCCCUGCACUCCACCCUCUGUCCUCAGCCUCUCAUCGUCGUCUUGUACUCUGUCAUUCAGCCCCACCAGCAGCAGUAAUGAAGGUUCGUAUGUAGUACAGCUGGUGAUGGAGGACUUCCCCAGACAGACCAUCACUCUGACUCAAACCAGCGGGACACAAACAACAAUAACUACCAACAAUGCCAUCAGCAAAAUACCGAUUCAGUUUGCUUUGAAAGUUGAUCCUGCAGUGCCAUCCUGCACAGAAGGACUCUUUCUGCCCAAGUUUCUUCCUCCAACACCAGCCAACGGAGCUCAGCUCUACAACGUCAGUCAGACUCUGGAAAUUCACAUCACUGCAGAGGCACUUAACUCCACACUCGGAGCAAAUCAGGCCGGAGCCCGCUGCAUUUCCCGGACUCAGAGCUGGCAGGCUGGAGCCGGCUACAUUGUCCGUAUUUCGAAGCUAACGAAGCCGGAGUAUGCUACACCACCCGGACGCGGAGCUAACAGGACGGAGCCUGCUAUACUGCCUGGACGCAGAGUUAACAGGCCGGAGACUGCUACACCGUCCGGACACGCAGCUAACAGGCCGGGCUGGAGCCUGCUACGACGCACCUCCAUCUGA